Molecule: messenger RNA, 2875 nt
Organism: Stegastes partitus (bicolor damselfish)
Lineage: Eukaryota; Metazoa; Chordata; Actinopteri; Pomacentridae
Gene: ccdc9
Product: coiled-coil domain containing 9
Exons: 16
Coding region: 125-2356 (743 amino acids)
Source: RefSeq, a predicted model, not a curated record
AGCGAGCAGCGAGUCCAAACAGUCCGAACAGUCCGAACAGCUCGCUUCUGUCGGCGCAAGUCCCCCUGAAACAGGAGGAACCAGCAGUCGUCCACCCGUGUAUGAAGACAAGUCGGAGGCAGCUAUGUCUUCAGCGGUGGAUCUCAAGACCAAGGAGGAGAAGGAUGCGGAGCUGGACAGACGAAUCGAAGCUUUGAGGAAGAAGAACGAAGCUCUGGUCAAGAGGUACCAGGAAAUAGAGGAAGACAAGAAGAAGGCGGAGCAGGAAGGCAUCGCCGUGACGACGCCUCGCAAGCCCCGCCCCCACGAGCCGGAGACGGACAGGCGGAAGACGGAGAAGGAAAACUUCACCGUCACGGUCGACCUCUCCAAAGCCGCGGGGGACAAGAGAGUCGUGAAUGACUGGAAACCGGGAACUCCUCGCGGCCGCAAGUCGUCGGAGGAGAGCGACGGCCACAGAGGGCAGAGCGACGGCCGCAGCCCCCCCAGGAGGACGGGUUCUGGACGGGUGGGUCGGGGAGGUCAGCGAGGAGGUGGAGGAGGAGGAGGAGGAGGAGGAGGUGGUGGAGGUGGUGGAGUAGGAGGAGGAGGAGGUGGUGGUGGUGGAUUAGGAGGUGGAGGUCGCCCAGAGAGGAGAGACCGGGAACCCAGGACACCCAGAGAUGGAGAACCCGGUGAGGCGGGAGUCCAGGGACGCAGAGGAGGACGGAGAGGACGAGGAGGAGAAGGAACACCGGGCGGGAUGGACAGGAAGUCCAAGGAAUGGGAGGAGAAGCGGCGACAAAACAUCGAGAAGAUGAACGAAGAAAUGGAGAGAAUAGCAGAGUACGAGCGAGGACAGCGGGUGGACGGAGACAAACCGAUCCGCAACUUCCUGGACGACCCGAGACGUUCGGGUCCAGCGCCAGACAUAGACCGCAAGGAGGGCAGCAGGAGACACGUACGGAACUGGGGCGGUCUGGACUUCGACAACGUGAAGACGGGAGCCGAGCUGGAGAAAGAGUGGACCAGUCGAAGGCCCGGUCCGAAAGGCUCCGUGGACAUGACCAUGUCCAUGACCGGCCGGGAGAGAGCCGAGUACCUGCGCUGGAAGAAGGAGCGCGAGCAGAUCGACGAGGAGCGGUUAGCUCGCCAUCGUAACGCCACGGGGCAGUGGAGACGAGAGUGGGACGCUCAGAAGACGGACAGCAUGUUCAAAGAGGACCCAUAUGUAGCUGCUGAGGGCGUCGCAUCCGAGCAGGGCGGCAGGAGAGAUGACAGUAAACGGCCUCCGAAAGCGCCGACAUUUGGAGACUUCCUGUCCCAGGGCCGGAGCCAGGGGCCCCGAGGGGACCGGAGCCGAGGGAAGGGCCGAGGACAGAAACAGAGCUACAGCAUGCACGACAACCGCUGGGAGGGCGAGAAGGAAGAGGAGGAGAAGGAGAAGGAGGACAAGACGAAGAGGGAGGAGAAGACGGAGAAGACGGAGAAGACCAAGAAGACGGAGAAGGAGGACGACAAACCCAAACCUGCCUCAGCGCAGAAGGCGGAGGAGAAGAACGGAGACGGAGAGGAGGACGAAGACGAAUGGGAGGACGCCAGCGACGGAGAGGACGACGACGGAGCGCCGGAGGAAGGCAGCGACUCAGAGCACGACUCCAGAGGCGACGAGAAGAAAGACGCCGGCAAAGAGAAGCGAGCGAAGAGCAGGGACGGCUCGGCGACGUCCCCCAAACACCGCUCUCGACCCACGUCGGCGGGGAGCCCCAAGGAGCAGCGGACCCCCCGGCCCAAGGUCCACAUCCCCCCGCCGGCGGCAGCUCAGGACUCGCCGGAGGGAGGGAAGCCGCUCAGCCCCUUCUCCCCGCUGGACGGCCACCAGCCGGUGUCCGACUGGGGCGAGGAGAUGGAGAUGCUGUCGCCCCGCAGCAGCAUGGGAGGAGAGAGUCCGCUGAAGCCCCCCAGCGCCGAGUCCAGCCCCCCGCAGAAGAAGAACCAGGAGGAGGUGGACCAGGCUGGAAGUGGAGCUGCUGAGCCACAGAAGGAGGUGGACGCAGCCACAGACGUUUCCUCUCCUCCAGAAACCCCGCAGACUCAGAUAGAACCAGAACCAGAACCAGAGUCAGUCCCUGCAGAAUCCCCGGCUGCACCGCCGUCUGACCCCGCCCCUGCUGCCGAGGAGAUGGACCAGGACUCACCUGAUGCUCCGUCACCAGCAGAUGAACCCGACAGCCCUCCUUCUCCUCCUCCUCCUGCCGUCCUGGAGGCCGAACAGAGCAGCUCUGAACCAGCAGCAGAGACCGACAACGACGACUCGGCGCCUCCCGGGACCGACGCUGCUCCGACGGCAGAACCGGAGCAGACGUCCUCAGGCUGAAGCUGCAGACUCGCUUCUGAGGAGGACGAAGGAGGACGAAGAGCUUCACUCAUCACUGGAUCACAUAUCUGAAUCAAAAGAAAGAGAAAAUGACUUGAACCUGAGAAGCAGGAGGAGGAGGAGGAGGAGGAACUGUGCAUCGCCUCCAUGGACCAACCUCUUUUUAGCGCGCUGAGCUGUUUGUUUGUUUUCUGUUUGUUUUUUUUUAAAGUCUGACAGUGUUUCACUUCACUGUGUUUAGUCACAAAAAGUCAGAAGUCAGUCAAAGGUUUUCUGCACCGACAGAAUGGACUGAUUUGUUUUUGUUCAUGUGUUGAGGGGCGGGGGGGCAAAAAAAAAUCACUUUUUCGCGCCCUCAGACCCUCACAGAAGUCAGGAAUAAGUCAUUUAAUCCCUCAGAGAUAUUGAAUCAGACUCCGCCUGGCAGCUCCGACCAGCCGACCCGUCUGUGAGUUGAGAGAGAACGGUGAAAUGUUCUGGCAGCUUCAGGAACGCACGUGGCUCAUUUCUGUGCCGGUU